AGAAGAAUCUCCAAGUAGAGUCGAAAGAGACGGAGCUUGCAAGUUACGUGAGCGACUGCGUGUCGGUCGCGCUGGACUCCGUGCUGUGCGCCACCAGGCUGCAGCAGGACGGCACCAGCGGAGAGGAUCCCAAGAUAAUCGGCGCCUUGAGGAAUAGAGCACAUUUGAUCAUCAGUUACCUAUGUAUGAGCGGGUGCUUCGCCCGAGCAGAGGUGGCCGGUGAGGCGCGUCAAAGCGUGCAGACUCUACUCACUAUCUGCGCUGAUCUCUGCCAGCCCUCUGCCACUGAUACCGGUUGCGAGCGCGCUAUGGCGAAGCAGUCGCUCCGUCAGGCGCUGGGCACAGGGCUGUGCGGCUCUCGUGCGGAGUUUUGUAUGCUGUUCGCGGAGGGUGCGGACUUGGGGCACUGCAGUAUCUUCGUGCGGGCCGCCAGGACGGCGCACCUGCUGCGAGCUAUCGCAGAACUGGAUUAUACUAUUGUACAGGAAGCCUUCGGAGAAGGAGGUUGGCCUCUAGAGUUCCGAGCUGCCGUCGCCCGCUUGCUGUCGCAGCACGCGCCCAGUGACAAGGAGGCGCCCCGUGCGCAGAACAAAAAAGGUCCGACUGGCCAGCGUUUAGACCAGUCGCUCUCGGAGACUAUGGUCCUGGAUCUGAUUGUGCUCGUCGGAUUUGUGGUUGUCGAUAAUCCACAAUUACAGGAGACGAUUUGUGACGGGUGGAGUGUGAUCCGCACUCUUUGUACGUUGCCCGCCAACUGGCUGGUGUCGAGUCCGCACAGCCACGCGCUGCUGCCCACUUUGCUGGCGCUGGCGCAGAGACCGGCCACGGCGGCCGCCGUCGCUGCGGACUUCAGCACACACAUGCUUACCAACUUUAUGGAAAGCGAGGACGCUCAGAAACUCAAAUUGAUACAAAUUAUCAAACAGUCACGGAACAGGAAUAACGAUACGAAUAAUUAACUUAAAGCUAUAUUCUGAUAUACAUACUUAUGUACUAAUGUAUAAUAUUGGAUAUAACGCUAUUGCGAUAUUCACGAUUUAAUCACAAUUUACUCGACUAUGGUUUUAAAAACAUUUGUUUUAACUGACAAUUUGUACAAUCGCGGAAAUCUGUGGUGUUUCCUUUUCAGAAUUAUAUUGUACUAUACAAAUUCUGUUUAUUAUAAUAAAGGUAGCAAUGAGUUUUGCAAACGAUGGGAUAUUAAAAAUCAAUUAGCCGUGUUACUCCAUCCUUUAUCACGAUACGUACUAAAACUGCUAAGAUGGAACAGACAGAUUCCCUGAUUGUACUUUAAAUGUAUUCUUUAAAUGAAAGAGGUUUUUGUUCGUGUUUCAAUGGAAAAUACUAUAUCCAUGUCUUUGAAGCUUUCCAUAGACAUUCAUAAAAGUAUAUCAAAAUUCAAACUUUAUGCCGGCUCGUUAUCUGCGACCCAAAAAUGUAUCAAGUGAGGUUGUGUUGUUUAUCUUUUUAUCCCGCCGAUAAAGGUACUAGUUAUUUCUCGCGACUUUGUCCGUGUCAAAUAAAAAAUAGUAUAAAACAGCCUAUGUUACUAGUGAGUAAUUAUCUUAUCAGUGGAUAACGUUGCUUUUUAAUGGUGCAAGAAUUUUUGAAUUCCGUACAGUGAAUUUUGAAUUAAUACAUUAUUUAUU
Molecule: messenger RNA, 1649 nt
Organism: Papilio polytes (common Mormon)
Lineage: Eukaryota; Metazoa; Arthropoda; Insecta; Lepidoptera; Papilionidae
Exons: 7
Coding region: 186-959 (257 amino acids)
Source: RefSeq, a predicted model, not a curated record